This is a messenger RNA of Hydractinia symbiolongicarpus, 1971 nucleotides long. Its product is annotated as P2X purinoceptor 7-like. The transcript has 3 exons. The coding region runs from base 337 to 924 and encodes 195 amino acids. NCBI's taxonomy places the organism in Eukaryota, Metazoa, Cnidaria, Hydrozoa, Anthoathecata, Hydractiniidae. The record is from RefSeq and is a predicted model, not a curated record.
AUAAAGUUGUUUGUAUAUUUCAAGUUAUAAAAAAUAACUCACGAAAAUAUAUUUCUUUUUCCAUAAAAGUUUCUCAUAUCAUUCAUAUCUGCAAACUUUUUUCAAUAACAUGUUGAAGCAUGGCUUCAUUCUUUUUGUGUGAAUGUGCGCAAAAAAGACUGGGUUAAAACAUUAACAUGCGUAAUUAUGCAUGUGACGUAGAGCAAUUCAGAAAGAAAGACAGAGCAAGCGAAAUAUAGAGAACACCCUUAGCAAUGUAAUGUAAGUUUUUUAGUAGGAAGCAAAUAAGUUUUUAUUGCAUGAGAAAACGAUUUUAUAUUUCGUAACGUAAAUAAAAUGUCUUCGAACUUUACUGUUAUUGGAUUUCAGUACGAACCAGAAAGGUCAGAGGCAGAAAUAGCGGCACAGCCGAGGCCUGUAUAUAACGACGACGGCAAUGACCAAGUACUUCCAUGCGAAAAUUCUAGGUUGAAUAAACCUGUUAAUGAAUGGUGCCGAUGUGGGAAUUGCGAGAGAAUGCCGACGGGCAAAGAAUGUCUAUGCUGUGUUGAUGUGGAUGCGAUAAAAUACUUUCAUCUCAACGAACAAGAAUGCAUUACUCAACACCCUCAUUUUUAUUGGGUUGUCCUACUCAAGGACGCUCUUUGGACUGCCUUAGUUGCUCUUCACGACCGGGAAAGUCGCGGUAUACCAGAACGCGACAAUGUACCAAAUAGGUCUUAUAGAUAUGCUGCCUAUCGUCAGUUUUGCUGGUUCGUACACAACAAACUAGGAAGAGGUGUGAGACGGGUUAUACCAGCAUGCGUUGUUUCCCGUAUUAGGAAGGAAUACCCGAGCACAGAUGGCCAAUACACUGGGUUUCGAGGUGAUGAUGAAGGGGGAGAAGUGGCAGAAAUGGAUUUGUUGUGGACAGAGGAUGAGUAAUCAUCCGGAAAAUCUGUUUUAUAUAUAUAUGUACAAUGAUAGUUAUUUACAAUUAGUUUUAUAUUUACGUUUUUACAAUUUUAUUCGCUUAUAUUUUGUAGAUUUUUCAAUUAUUUCUGCACGUGCAGGUCUAUCAUCAGGAGCAAUUUUCAAUGGAAGUUGACGCUUCAGCCGACUUCGUUUCGAAGCUUUCCUUUUGACUUCAGCUCGUUUCAAUAUUUUCCUUGUAAUAUGCGAUAGGUAACUAUAGUCUUUAUCGACUUUCACAACCUUUGCCACAAAUCGUUUGUUGGGCUUUGAAUAUGCCACCUUGAAAAGAGGGGUUUCUACGCCUUCCUCGUCGACUUUGCAUUUCUAAAUGAGAAAAAGACUUAUUGACAUUACGAACAAAUUAUAUAAGAACAUGUGCGAUCCCGUACCCAGCGCUUCUUGCCUGCGCUGGUACGAGGUUGAGAACAUUUUUGUGUUACAACGUUUAAAUAACGCUGUUUGUCUAUGAAAUGAUAGUUACCUGUUCUCUGUCGAUGUUGUGGUUGUGAUCCAAAAUGGCAAGCUGUGUUCCAGCCAACAUCUUCUCCAUUUUGAAAAAUAUGGACUUAUAUAGAAGUGGUUAGAAUUAAAGCAAAAAAAUGUGACACCGGGAACUAAAAUGUUAUUUGCCCUAUUUAGUAUGGACUUUUUUAUGCCGUGAAAGUGUAUAUAUCCUGAAUAUCCUGACAAAUUCAUAUCUUUAUGACAUGAAACUUGCAGCAGUUGUAUAUAUAUGAGACAAAAAGAAUAAUUUAGCAAAUUUUUUUUCUUGCUGAUGUCAGAAUUUUAGUGUCACGUGAUUAGUAAAUUAAAAAAUUCAGGAAAUUUAUGUGAUGUUUGGGAGCGUUCCAAGCAAUAUUUUUUGUUUUUCUGUUAGUAAUGUUUAAAAACAUCCAUUUUUUUGCAUAUGAAAAUGGAUGAAUGGAUAUACAGUCAAAUUUCUGAAAUAUAUCGCAUUAGAAAAUGUAAAAAUCAGGAGCAAAUUUUAAAGGUGGCGGAAGUUAACCAAAAUUUGAA